Molecule: messenger RNA, 1570 nt
Organism: Labrus mixtus (cuckoo wrasse)
Lineage: Eukaryota; Metazoa; Chordata; Actinopteri; Labriformes; Labridae
Gene: mrrf
Product: mitochondrial ribosome recycling factor
Exons: 7
Coding region: 124-900 (258 amino acids)
Biological process (GO): translation
Cellular component (GO): mitochondrion
Molecular function (GO): ribosomal large subunit binding
Source: RefSeq, a predicted model, not a curated record
UCACUCGGAUUACCCUGUUUAACAUUUCAAGCGUGUGACUGGAUUGGGCGCUUUUUUGAUGACGACAAAUGUGGCUUCUCCAAAAGCUAACAUGCUUCUGUAAGGACUGCAAACCCUGACAACAUGGCUUUAAAUCAGCUGAACCUGCUGCGACCACUGCUGUGUCAGACCCUGGUACGACAGGUCCGAUCUCCCCUCCUCGCCCCUUCAAGGUUUAGCAGACUACCUCUGAACCCCGGCACCCCCUGCUACCCACCUGCAGCAUGCUCCCGACUCUAUGCCACCAAGAAGUCCAAAGCCAAGGCAAAGGGCCAGGCGGCUAAGGUGAAUAUUAAUUCCGCUCUGGUGGAAGACAUCAUCAGUCUUGAUGAAGUGAGGGAGGACAUGACGGCCGUUCUCAGUGCGCUCAAAGAUGACUUCACACGCAACCUCAGCAUCAGGACCUCGGCAGGAGCUCUGGAUCACAUUGUGGUGACAACUCAAGAUGGGAAGUUCCCUCUCAACCAGCUGGGUCAGAUCUCUAUGAAAUCACCUCAGGUCAUUAUGGUCAACAUGAGCAGCUUCCCAGAGGCCACAGUGGCUGCCACCCGCGCCCUCAGAGAGAGUAGCAUGAACCUUAACCCUGAGGUGGACGGGACCAUCAUCAAGGUACCAGUUCCCAAAGUUACACGUGAACACAGAGAAAACCUCACCAAGCUGGCAAAGCAGUUGAGCAACAAGGCUAAAGACUCGCUGAGGAAAGUGAGAACGAACGCUGUCACACAGGCAAAAAGAGCGAAGGAAGGACACUCAGAGGACACAAUACGACUCGUAGAAAAACAGAUUCAGCAGAUGUCGGACAACAUUGCAGCUGACAUCGACAAACAGGUCGCAGCCAAGACCAAAGAGCUGUUAGGCUGAUUGUGAGGAUGAAAAGAAAUGCACAGGUUUCAUUUUCAAUACGGUGUCAUAAGAUAGACAUAAAGUGAUAUACUGUGAAAACAAUAGACGGUGUUUUUUUUUUAAUCAGGUUCAGUUUGAAAGCUUCCCACAAAGCAGCAAGACUCUGUCCAGUUGUGAACAUUUUGGCUCUACUGGUUUCUGGUCACAUGACUGGUGAAGGUCUCCUUUUUCCUGCUGCUAGAUGUCUGUGUUUAACCAUCAGCACAUAAACAGAAAUGGGCUACGGAAACAACACUAACAACAACAAACUGACAGCCAGCUCUUCUCUUCAACUCAGCCCUACUCUUCCUGUCUUCAAACAAACAACCAAUGAGCAACAAAUGAACUUUUAAUGGGAUUUGCGGGCCUCCUCCUAAUCAAACCUCCUGCCACAAGGGCUGUCUGUUUACAUAAAACAAGCGCACCCGUCUGUGUGUAAACUGGCUGCGGGUUUGUCUCGGUGGCAAGAGCGCAAAAGAGAGCGUGUUCCAGAGUUGUAGGAUGUGAUUAGCGUGUUGCCAAACAUUUGUUUCACAUUGGUGCAAAAUCUGUUCAAAUAAUGCACUUAAGAGGAAAAAAAAGACCUUUAACUUCUGAUGUCUGUGAGCAGCAUUAUUGAUGGACUCCAUUGAAGAAGAAAUGCUUUGUA